Messenger RNA from Rhododendron vialii, 636 nucleotides. RefSeq lists its product as uncharacterized. The coding region runs from base 57 to 452 and encodes 131 amino acids. NCBI's taxonomy places the organism in Eukaryota, Viridiplantae, Streptophyta, Magnoliopsida, Ericales, Ericaceae. The record is from RefSeq and is a predicted model, not a curated record. The transcript is spliced from 4 exons.
UUCAUGUCAUGGCCUCUUGGUUUAUACAGAAUUUUUUUUAAUGAAAGGCUGAAGCAAUGGCUAAGGAAAAACAAAAGGGAAUAGUUGUGCAUAAGGAAAAGAAAAAGCUAACCACCGCAGGGAAGGGAAAAGAAAAUUCAUGUCUAGUGGUUCAAGUUCUUCGAAAAAGAAAUACUGGUGUUGUGAUCCGCGAUGAGCAAGACAUUAUGCGCUCGCGUGAGGAUAAACGAAAGGCUAAAGCAAUGGCUACUCAAAAACAAAAAGGAACAGUCGCAGCUAAGGGAAAGAAAAAGAUAACCACUGCAGGGGAGGGAAAAGAAAAUUCAUGUCCAACGGUACCCAACAAUAAUGUGCCAUCGAAAGCUGCACUGGCCCAACAUGCACAACAAGAUCGGGAAAGAAAUGAAAGACUAUGUUCUGCAUUGCCACAUGAAAGAGGACAACAAUUAUAACGAGAAAGAGAGCGGUUUAUUCAAUUGUUAGAACCUAUAUAUUUUCCUCCUCUAACACCAUGUCGCCGCCCCUAUUCUUGCUUGGAACAAUGAACAAAUCAAACCAAUGUCAAUCUGUCAGCAUCAAAACGACAAUUGGUUACACACCCUUCUAUUUGUCCAACCUCUGUACCAAGCACAUCUU